Molecule: messenger RNA, 1214 nt
Organism: Pleuronectes platessa (European plaice)
Lineage: Eukaryota; Metazoa; Chordata; Actinopteri; Pleuronectiformes; Pleuronectidae
Product: ceramide-1-phosphate transfer protein
Exons: 5
Coding region: 36-1199 (387 amino acids)
Biological process (GO): intermembrane lipid transfer; ceramide transport
Cellular component (GO): membrane; cytosol; cytoplasm
Molecular function (GO): ceramide 1-phosphate binding; ceramide 1-phosphate transfer activity
Source: RefSeq, a predicted model, not a curated record
GUGGGACGAAGGUCAAGUGCAAAGGUCGUCCCGGCAUGUGUGUGUUUGUACGUCCCGUGCCGGAGGGAGCGAGAGAGGGAUCGACCUUUAACCCCAGCAGGAGACGGAGAGAGACAGUGAGUGAGGGAGAGUUUGUGUUAACUGUGUGUUUGUUUAAAUUUUUGUGUGCUCAGUGGAAACCAGAGUACUUUAGGGUCGCCAUGGUUAUCCUCAGACGGACGCCACUGCUUCGUUACCUGCUGCUGGCGGCCAUGUUGGCUCUGUUCCUCUUUGUCAGCUCCUUGUGGCUACCUCAAGGCGGAGUCAGAGACUGUGGCAGCACCUGGCAGCCAUGUAUACGUUCUUACCAACAAACGCCGGAACCUUCUCUGGCCCCUGAGGACUUCCUGCAGGAGGACGAACCCACGCUCAUCACAAAGGAGUGUCCGGGCCAGAAGUUCCAGGUCCGAGAGCUGCUGCUGCAUCUGAGGUCCAGUCUGUCAGACCAGGAGGACGAUGAUGUGCUUCUGGAGCCGUACCUGCAGAGCUGGGAUCAGCUCCUCAAUUUCAUGGAGUCUCUGGGGACGAUGGUGAGUUUAUUCUCCAUGAAGGUGAACGAGAAGGUCGUGCAGAUCCGAGCCCUGUCACUCAAACACAGUGCUGACGUCUAUCAGGGACAGACCCCCCCAUCGUUUGGACUCAAAACCGGGGUGAGACUCAGAACUCAUAUAAAACACGCCCUUGCUCACAAACAGAGCUGGUUUGAGGUCAGUUUGUAUCUGUGUUUCCUCGAGGCGUACCGCUCGGUUCGAUCCAUGGUGGAGGCGGAGCUGAGAGCGGGCGUGGUGGACUUCUCCCGCCACACGGACUCGGGCUGCCGGACGCUGCUGAGGCUGCAUCGGUCUCUGCUGUGGCUCCAGCUGAUGUUAGAGGGUUUGUCUGAAGGACCCGACGCAGAGGGACAGUACAGGACCCCCGGAGAGCUGAGCAGAGACGCCUACCACGUGGCGUUGGCCCCCCACCACCCCUGGGUGCUCCGCCAGGCGGCCGAGUUCGCCUUCCUAGCCCUCCCGGACCGACAGUACUUCCUGCAGCUGGUGUGUGUUCAGAACCAGAGGGAGGCCACGCCCGUGCUGCGUGUCAUCAUCCACGCCCUGAUGCUCGUGCACACGCGAACUCAACGGAUCCUGGACGAACACAACAUGCUGGAGCUGCCGUGACGCCGACAACCGGGA